AUUGGUAGGUAUCUACUAUUGAAAAUUAUUUAAACAAACGUCCAGCGCUAUUAAAAAAUAAUGCCGCUCAAUUUACCCGGCGUACGCCAGUAUUUAAGUGAGUUAAGGAUUUGGGGUGGUUUACAUAAAGAUCAGGCUGAAAAGUACCGCAAUGUGUUACGGGAAAUACUGAAAAACCCUGAGGGAGAAGUAGCUGAAUGUUUGAAAGCUUUUGUGGAAGCAAUUGUAAAUGAGAAUGUAAGCUUGGUGAUAUCCCGGCAGUUGCUCACAGAAGUCAGUACACACUUGGCUCUGCUGCCAGACAGUGUGUCACAGGACGUGUCACACUUUGCCCUGGACGUGAUACAACCAAGAGUCAUAUCGUUUGAGGAACAGGUUGCUAGCAUCAGACAGCACCUGGCAGAUAUUUAUGAGCGUAAUCAAAACUGGAAGGAGGCUGCAAAUGUUCUGGUUGGCAUCCCUCUUGAGACAGGACAGAAACAAUACUCAGUCGACUACAAACUAGAGACUUACUUGAAGAUUGCCCGCCUUUACUUGGAAGUUGACGAUCCAGUGCAAGCGGAGGCCUAUGUGAACAGGGCGUCGCUAUUGCAGGCUGAGACUACUAAUGAACAACUACAGAUAUAUUAUAAAGUGUGCUAUGCCAGAGUAUUGGAUUAUAGAAGGAAAUUCAUAGAGGCAGCGCAGAGGUACAACGAGCUGUCAUAUCGCAACAUCAUACACGAUGACGAGAGAAUGACUUGCCUCCGAAACGCGCUCAUUUGCACCGUGCUGGCUUCCGCAGGUCAGCAGCGCUCGCGGAUGCUGGCGACGCUGUUCAAGGACGAGCGCUGCCAGCAGCUGCCCGCCUACUCCAUCCUGGAGAAGAUGUACCUGGACCGCAUCAUCCGCCGCGCGGAGCUGCACGAGUUCGAGGCCCUCAUGCAGACUCAUCAGAAGGCGUCCACGCCAGACGGAUCAACGAUACUAGACCGCGCAGUGUUCGAGCACAACUUGCUCUCGGCCAGCAAGCUGUACAACAACAUCACGUUCGAGGAGCUCGGCGCGUUGCUGGAGACGCCGCCCGCGCGCGCCGAGCGCAUCGCCUCGCACAUGAUCAGCGAGGGCCGGAUGAACGGCUACAUCGACCAGAUUAGCGCUGUCGUGCAUUUUGAGACACGCGAGAUCUUGCCGCAGUGGGACAAGCAAAUCCAAAGUCUGUGCUACCAAGUCAACGGUCUCAUCGAGAAGAUCGCGGCCGCCGAGCCGGAGUGGAUGGCCAAACUGAUGGAGGAAGAGAUGAUUCAGUAACUUGUGCAUAAACUAUAGCUAAUAAUAAACUUACUUUUUACUAUCU
Messenger RNA from Maniola jurtina (meadow brown), 1336 nucleotides. RefSeq names its product COP9 signalosome complex subunit 4 (gene CSN4). NCBI's taxonomy places the organism in Eukaryota, Metazoa, Arthropoda, Insecta, Lepidoptera, Nymphalidae. The coding region runs from base 61 to 1290 and encodes 409 amino acids. Gene Ontology annotation, molecular function: protein binding. The transcript is spliced from 9 exons. Gene Ontology annotation, cellular component: COP9 signalosome; cytosol. The record is from RefSeq and is a predicted model, not a curated record.